UCACUGCAAAAUUCAAAUUCAAUUGCAAUGGUGACACUUUCAUGGAGACACCAUACAUUAAUUCAAGCUCUUCUCUCUAAAGGCCCACUUAAAGAUAAAGAUUUUCAAUCUCUUUUCAACAAAAUCACUGGCAAAUCCACAGGUAAUCAUCAGUCACUAUUGAAUGAAUACCUGAGAAAGAUAAACGAGGAGCUCGCUUUUGUGCAGCUUGAGCUACGGGCAUGUAGAAACCAGUAUGAUGGAAAUGUGCACUAUGGUGUUGUCAACAAUGUAUCAGAUGAGCAAUCCAAACUUGGAACUAAAUAUUCAGUUCCUCAGAUUGCUUUCUAUAAAGGCAUUAUUGAAGCAAUUGUUCAAGAUGCGGCAGCUCAAGGCUUUAUUUCGACUAUUGAUGCACUGAACAUACGGCUCGAAAAUCAGUUUCUAGCUGGAACAGAAUCCCAAUCUCAGGCAGGUUCAACGCAUAUUCCUGCAGCAUUUAGGAAUUUCUCGAUGUCUCAAAAGGAAAAGACCCUUGAGGAACUUGAGAGGGACCGCUGGCUUUCUCUAACAGAUGGUAAAAUAGGGUUAGGAGUGCGUUCAUUUCUUGAUCUUAGAAGUUGGUUUCGCAGUAACGAGAUUCCUCCAUGUGAAGUUUGCAAUGAAGCUGCAGUGAAGGCUGAGCUUUGCCAAAACGAAGGCUGUAAUGUUCGUAUCCAUAUGUACUGUCUGAGGAUGAAGUUCUCCAAAAGCAGGGCUGAAAAAGUUUGUCCUGGGUGUGGGACAGCGUGGCAUUAUAACAUUGCAAAAGUAGAAGCUCUGGAUGAAGACGAGGAUGCAUCUGUUCCUCCUGAGAGUCAGCAGCCGCGUGAACCCUCAACAAGAAAAAGGCCGAGGACCCGUGCAGGUAUUGAUUCUGAUACUCUCGAGCCUGAAUCAUCUCCCUCAACAAGAAAAAGGCCGAGGACCCGUGCAGGUAUUGAUUCUGAUACUCUCGAGCCUGAAUCAUCUCAAAGUACGAGGGUGACUCGACGUUCUGUCCGUCUGAAGAGUUCAGGUUAACAAAUCUAGUUUGCUAGUUUUGGUGCUCAUGUACAUCUGAGUAUAUGGAAAUGGAUAUAUUUUUGCACCCUAUGAAGGUUUACUUAUUUGGUAAACCAAAUUCUAAUAUAUGACUGUAGAUUAUAGGAGUAUCCAGAUUAGUAUCUUAAUCAUGGGCGCGUUAUUUGCUUACCUCCAUUAGUUUUUAAGGAAUUCAAUGCCGAUAUUGAUGGAGAUCAAAUGGUUGUUCAUGUACCUAUAUCCUCGGUGGCUCAAGUACAUGCCCGUUUACUUAUAUUUUCUCAUAUGAAUCUUGUCUCUGGUCGUUGGGGAUCCCAUUUUCAUACAAAUGCAAUAUAUGCUUAUUGGCCUCUA
Molecule: messenger RNA, 1395 nt
Organism: Lycium ferocissimum
Lineage: Eukaryota; Viridiplantae; Streptophyta; Magnoliopsida; Solanales; Solanaceae
Exons: 6
Coding region: 28-1041 (337 amino acids)
Biological process (GO): double-strand break repair via homologous recombination; DNA damage tolerance
Cellular component (GO): nucleus; Smc5-Smc6 complex
Molecular function (GO): ubiquitin-protein transferase activity
Source: RefSeq, a predicted model, not a curated record